This is a messenger RNA of Priapulus caudatus, 3638 nucleotides long. RefSeq lists its product as uncharacterized. The record is from RefSeq and is a predicted model, not a curated record. Bases 1 to 675 code for a protein of 224 amino acids. Lineage: Eukaryota; Metazoa; Priapulida; Priapulimorpha; Priapulimorphida; Priapulidae. The transcript has 6 exons.
AUGUCAUUAGUUGCCAGCACCGGAGAAGAGGAAGAUGGAGCGAAAAUUGUUACGGUUGAAACAAAGCAGAACACUCAGACGAACGAGGUUAUAUCCAGUGGCAACGUUGAGACUUGCGAGGUGAGAUGCGCGCUCUCUGAAAAUCUACGCCAGAUGAUCACUGGCUCAUGUGCUAAGAUGACGUCUCAAUCUUACUUGUGCGUUUCAACCACAAAAACCACAGUCGGUUCAGGCCAGGAGGGAGACUACGAGGACAACAGCGAUGAUGAAGACUUGCAAAAUUUCUCCUUGUGCGUACCCGCUGAGAGUUCCUCGACUCAUCGUCACCAGAUCACUCAGGAAGAAGCAGGCUUGGAACCGAUUUCUCAUCCUGCAAUACAAGAAGACUUGUUGCAUGGUGUUGAGCCGUCUCCAGACAGUGACAGAGCCACCCUUGAACAGGAUAUAAUGAAGUUCAUCCAACUAUGGGAAGAAGAAAGAGAAGUCAAUCAGCAAUUGAUUGAAAAUCUUGACAGGAGCAAUGAACGAAUUCGCGACCUCGGGGAUGAGCUGGGCUUCGUAUCUAUGGAUCUCCACAAGUUGUUGAAGGAGAACAGAAGUCUCAAGGAAGAGAAUGAAGAUCUGGCAAUGGAAAACCAGGCUCUUAUCAGUGCUAUACAAAACAUUAAAAUAUAAAUCAAGGCUCGAAUUGCAACCUAGUAUAACGUGACCCAUGCAUUGUAUUCAUUAACCAUGUUUUGCUAAACUUGAGGUUAUAUUUCUAUCAAAGCUUUUGUCAAACUGUGAAUGCUGCAAAUAAUAGUGAUUAUGCAGUAAUGCCCCACGUUACGACCACCCGGGUCACCUAAAUUCGCAUGCAUAAUUUGUAAACUAUGACCACCUUAUUCGCAAUACGUAAUGAAAUUUCGCUGUCGCAUACUUUAAAAAAAGAAUAAGAGCGUUUUCUACUGGGAGACGCAUGCGUGCACAUAGAUGCAAGCGUGUAUGUGGACGUGUGCCUACCUACACACACGCGCAUGCGUGCACGCACAUGCGAUCGUGCACACAUGCAUACGCAUGCACCAUUAUAUUCCUAUUCCAUUAUAUUCCUUCCCUUUCCUCCUUCCUCCCUAGAUUAAUUCUAAUGUUGCCAUUAUAAUCCUUCAAAUUUUUCGAAACCACUUUUAAAUAGCCUUUCACACAAUGUACCUCCCCCCCCCCCCCGUCGCGACCUCGGUCCCUAUGUCGAACAAAAAUGCUGAUGGCACCCUUGCUAGCUGAUAAUAGUGCCCCUCCCUCUUCCUCCUAUUAACUGCAAAUGUGAGCGCUCCCUUUCCCUCCCAGUAUUGUCAUGAUACUGUGUUACAUCAUUAAUUAAAUUAAUCAAUGUGUGCGUUUAUAAAGGUUUACUUCCAUUCAUACUUGUCGUAUCUUUCUAGUUUGAAAAUUUUCCGUAGAAACACAUCUACAGGUAAUGGCAGCUACCAUAUACGUAUAAAGAAAGCUAGUCAAAAGGGAAACAUUAUUCACGCUACGAAUUAUCGUGAUACAACGGUUUCCCUGGGACGUAUCAUUUCCAUAACGCGGGGUACCACUGCAUAUGAUUAUGGUUUAAUAUAGCAGGAUAGGAUUAAAAACGCAUAGAAGCUCUUACUGGUGAGCAGUUGGAUCCUGCCUUUGGCUAAGACAACAUGAAUGCGCCAUGUCUUUCUGCGUAGUAUUUAUUUACUGCAUAAUAUCAUUUUCGUAUGCGUAUUUGCCAGCCAGUUAAAAAACAGCAACAGUUAUGCUUAUAAUUAAUCAGGUGUUUACCGUGUGGCGCUUGUCAGAGCCGUAGCUGCUGACUCAUUUUGCCUUAUUGGGAUGGGGUAAAGACAUACGUGGUACAUGUUCUGGGCAGUUGACCGUAAACACUUCGUGUUUGCAUGCUAAUGACCAUGUAAUAUUUUCUCCGUUGAUCUGUUAGGUGGCAACUGCCCUUUUGUCCCUGCUAGCUUCAGCCUUGCUAGUACCUGCUAGCUGCAGCCUUGCUAGUACCUGCUAGCUGCAGCACACAAUAUAGCACUUAAUUUUCAUUGGAUAGUGAUAGCUAGUGUUAACAAUAGACAGGUGUACGUUUUGCCCUUUGAGGCAUUUUGCCCAAUGGUCAUACAUACAUGACACUGCUCUUAUUUUUUAUUAAGAUUUUUCUAAUCGCGAUAAAUUAGUUUGUUUUUUGGCCUUUUUAUGGGUGGGUUUUAUAUGUAAUGAUGUUUUGAUCAAUAGCUAUUAACGACGUGCUAAGGUGUGGCUUUUGUAUGCAAUACACUCGGUAUACUAUAGUUGUAUUUAAAAGUUUUAUAAGGUUUGGGAGUAAUCUUGUGAGUAACACCUAACUGAUGGGAAGUUGAUAAUAUUAGUGAAAAAUUUAUCACUGGACUUACCGUCAUUGUUGUUGUAUAUAUAGUGUAUACAUUGUAUCAAAUAGUAUCAUAUAGUGAGAGAGAGAUGAUAAACAAGGAAAACUCCUACUCUAGAUGGUUAUAAUUUAUGUCUGAUUACUAUUUCUUUUUUUAUAAAGAGAUUUGUAAUCUUAUAUAAUCUUCACGAAUGUGACUCACAUGAUAUAUAAUUCUAACUUGUGAUUGUUGCAACGUCAACGUAAUUCGUUACAUGAAAUGUGGAAAUUACAAAAUGAAAAUGAUACUUCUAAAGAUAUAUGCUAUUAUAAUGAUGGGUUAUAAUUAGUUAUAUAAUAUAAACCAAUUAGAUGUAGGCCGCAUAUACUGGCCAUUUAUUUUUAGUUAUUUUUUUAUUUUCUAAAAUUAAUUCUGCAAUCCUGUUCACAUUGAUUCCUGCGGUAACCAUUUUUCAGAAUAACUCUAGAAGGAAAUGGCUUAGGCUAUUUAUAUUUAGCGUGUAGUAUAACUGUUCGGAGAUCAGGAAAUGUUCAGGAUGGACAUGGUAAAAACUUUUCCAGUUAUAAACUAUUUUCUGGCACAUUUUUCUGCAUGGAUUAUUCUUUUUAUAUGUGUCUGUAGUUAGGUAUGUGUAGUGAUGUUUGUCACCCUAAAAUAGUGGGUUCGGUGGAGAAUGCUUUUUUUCUCGAGAAAGCUUUUUAUGCGGUCUCAAACUCUCAACGCAUACCACCAUGUUUAGCUAAAGAGUGGAAUUUCCGUAUUCAACUUGCAAGUGACAACUCAAUUUAUGAGGAACAACACAAAUUCGCGUUUCAUGCAUGUCUGCUUUUCAUUAUUUAUGUAACGUGAGUUUCUUUCCAUUGGAUCACAAUGUUCAAAUUAGGUAGAACCAUAGAUAUGUAGGCCUACAAACACAUGUGUUUUUAUAUAUUUAUAGUAAUACUAACGUAAUUAAAAUAAGCAAUAAGAACUUAAUAAAAUAAUGUUAAUUUAAUAGUAUUUCGUGAGAGAUCAAGUACUGGGUUGCAUGUGAAUUUUUCCUUUACGUCUUUUUUCAUAUAGUUGAAUAGUGAUAUUCUCAAGUGACAAUAUAAUCAAAUGCGUUAUAUGUAUUACAAAAUCUCUGAAAAUUAGGAGAAAUUUUGCUUGAAAUCUAUCUUAAUAAAGUAAUGAGUUGAUGCUCGUUAUUGUAUAAAAAAUGAACAUAUAUGUUGGAAAAUAAUAAACAUUGUUUUUAAAACAUCAACAUGUCGUACACCA